This is a messenger RNA of Dermatophagoides pteronyssinus (European house dust mite), 791 nucleotides long. Its product is annotated as vesicle-associated membrane protein 8-like. Lineage: Eukaryota; Metazoa; Arthropoda; Arachnida; Sarcoptiformes; Pyroglyphidae. Gene Ontology annotation, cellular component: membrane. Gene Ontology annotation, biological process: vesicle-mediated transport. The record is from RefSeq and is a predicted model, not a curated record.
UUGUUGUGAAAUAUCGCAUUUUUAUUGUUUAUAUAAUUUGAUAUGGAUUGGUAACUCCUUUUCAAAAAGAAAAAUUUCAAUUAUCACUAAACCAAAAUUAUUUAUCAUCAUCAAUAUCAUUCGAUUAUUUUGAUCACAACGGUUAUCCAUUUUUAUUAUUUAAGAUUGAUUUUGUUGGUAUUUGUAAACAAAAACAACAACAAACGUUGAAAACUUUGGAUUGCAGCUAGAUUUUCUUUGGUUAAUUGUCUUCUUUGUUUUGAUAUAACAAAAAAAUACAAAUACAAUCAUGUCUUCCUCGGCACCAAGCAGCAAUAAUCAAGGCUAUACACCUGUAAACAUGGAAGAUAUAGAUGAAUCACCAACAAAAAAUGUUAAAAAAGCUGAAAAAAUUGAAAGGCUACAAGAACAUGUGGAUGAAGUAUCGAAUAUAAUGCAAAUGAAUAUCGAUAAAAUAAUGGAACGUGGAUCAAAUUUGGAUAAUUUACAGGAUCGCUCGCAAAAUUUAUCAGAAUAUUCGACAGAAUUUCGUUCUGGUGCACGACGUGUACAACGAAAAAUGUGGUGGAAAAAUAUGAAGCUUAAUAUCCUAAUUGGUAUCGUUGUGGCCAUCAUAUUGAUCAUUAUAAUUGUUUCAUUAACUACGAAAUGAUUUCCGAUGUUCGCAUAUAUUUGAAUGUCAUUGGUCUGUUGUUUAUACUCUUCUUUUUUUGCCGAUACGAUCAUUUAACUAGCCUAUUAUUACGUUUCUUUUUUUUACACAUCUAAUCUUAUUCGUAUAUUUGUCAGAA